GUUGCCUGAAGCUCAGCAGAGGGUUGGAGGAUGUUUUCUAAAUUUGAUGCCACAAAUGAAAAGCUUAUACCUUGCAUACUGUGCCAACCAUCCAUCAGCAGUAAAUGUUCUCACAGAACACAGUGAGGACCUAGGAGAAUUCAUGGAGGUGAAAGGUGCCAACAGCCCUGGGAUCCUUGUACUGACCACAGGCCUCAGCAAACCUUUUAUGCGUCUGGAUAAAUACCCCACGUUACUCAAAGAACUUGAAAGGCACAUGGAGGAUUAUCAUCCAGAUCGUCCAGAUAUUCAAAAAUCCAUGACUGCCUUCAAAAAUCUUUCUGCACAAUGUCAAGAAGUACGGAAACGGAAAGAACUUGAGCUACAAAUACUGACGGAAGCUAUCCGUUGUUGGGAGGGAGAGGAUAUUAAAACACUUGGCAACGUGAUUUACAUGUCCCAGGUCAUGAUUCAGUGUGCGGGAAGUGAGGAAAAGAAUGAAAGGUAUCUUCUUCUCUUCCCUAACAUUUUGCUAAUGUUGUCUGCCAGCCCAAGAAUGAGUGGGUUUAUCUAUCAGGGAAAACUGCCAAUGACAGGAAUGACUAUCACAAAGCUAGAUGACAGUGAAAACCAUAAAAAUGCAUUUGAAAUAUCAGGAAAUAUGAUUGAAAGGAUACUAGUGUCUUGUAACAACCAACAAGACUUGCAUGAAUGGGUGGAUCACCUGCAGAAGCAAACCAAAGUCACAACUGUUGGGAAUCCCACCAUUAAACCUCACUCUGUGCCAUCUCAUACACUUCCUUCCCAUCCAGUAACACCCUCCAGCAAGCAUUCAGACAGCAAGCAAAUACCACUGACUCCUGCAUACCACACUCUCCCUCAUCCGUCACAUCAUGGGACUCCACAUACCACGAUAAACUGGGGGCCUCUGGAACCUCCGAAAACCCCCAAGCCUUGGAGUCUGAGCUGCUUACGGCCUGCACCUCCUUUACGGCCUUCAGCAGCUCUUUGUUAUAAAGAGGAUCUCAGUAAAAGCCCUAAAACCAUGAAAAAGCUGCUUCCCAAGCGCAAGCCAGAACGGAAGCCGUCAGAUGAAGAGUUUGCACUGAGAAAAAGUACAGCUGCUUUAGAAGAAGAUGCUCAAAUUCUUAAAGUCAUUGAAGCAUAUUGCACAAGUGCCAAAACACGUCAAACACUAAACUCAACAUGGCAAGGCACUGACCUGAUGCAUAAUCACGUCUUGGCUGAUGAUGACCAAUCAAGUCUAGACUCCUUGGGUCGUCGCAGUAGUCUUUCUCGUUUGGAGCCUUCAGACCUCUCAGAAGACUCUGACUAUGACAGUAUAUGGACAGCCCAUAGUUACAGAAUGGGGUCUACAUCUCGUUCCCGUAAAGAAUCAGCUCCUCAAGUCUUGCUUCCAGAAGAAGAAAAAAUUAUUGUAGAAGAAACUAAAAGUAAUGGUCAGACUGUUAUAGAAGAAAAAAGCCUUGUUGACACUGUAUACGCAUUAAAGGAUGAAGUACAGGAGCUAAGACAG
This is a messenger RNA of Pterocles gutturalis (yellow-throated sandgrouse), 1516 nucleotides long. Its product is annotated as rho guanine nucleotide exchange factor 7. Gene Ontology annotation, biological process: intracellular signal transduction. The annotation marks the transcript as partial. The transcript has 13 exons. Lineage: Eukaryota; Metazoa; Chordata; Aves; Pterocliformes; Pteroclidae. Gene Ontology annotation, molecular function: guanyl-nucleotide exchange factor activity. The record is from RefSeq and is a predicted model, not a curated record.